Nomia melanderi (Alkali bee) is the source of this 2003-nucleotide messenger RNA. RefSeq names its product calcium and integrin-binding protein 1. The record is from RefSeq and is a predicted model, not a curated record. NCBI's taxonomy places the organism in Eukaryota, Metazoa, Arthropoda, Insecta, Hymenoptera, Halictidae. Gene Ontology annotation, molecular function: magnesium ion binding; calcium ion binding.
CAGGUGACUUAUAUUGUUGAACCAUAGCAAAAUAUAUUCCUCGUACAAAUCGGCCGCUAACCUAGAUUCCAGCGUGUUCAGGAACUAAAACAAUAUAAUUUAAUUGACUAAAAUGUACUAAACGAAUUGAUAAUUGACCUACGAAUAAACAAAAUUCAUAGAUUACCAUAAGCCAAUUGUUAAUAUGCGUUUUAUCGUAUUCAGUGUUUGUGUCACUACACUUAGAGACGGUCAGUGAAUAUUUUAACACGAAAUUCUUGAAGGUUACGUGAAUUCUUGAAUGAAACUUCGUAUAAUUGGUUUUAUGCACUGUACUAUGCACUAAUUUAGAAUUUUACUUAAAUGUCAUCUAUUAAACUAUGGUUAUAAAUAUUAUCUUCUUAUAGAUGCCGUUACAAGUCAAGUUUUUAUGGUGGAUACAUAUUAUUCGGCACUUUAGUAAGAUAAAGAUAAAGAUAAAAUAUGUUAUCUAAAUUUUAUCUGCAGAUAGUAGAUACAUCUGACAUUAUCGAUUUCGUUAAGCGCGAAACCAAGAAUAUCGUUUAUGAUAUAAAUGUCAUGUUUUUAAAGAAAAUAUCAUGGUGUCAUAAAGUAAUUUCAAAAUUGUAAAAUAAUACUCAGAGUAACAAAAAUGGGUAUAGGUAAAAGUCAAUUUACUGAAGAAGAACUUCAAGAUUAUCAGGAUUUGACCUAUUUCACGAAAAAAGAAGUUUUGCAUGCACAUCAUAAGUUUAAGGCCCUUGCUCCAGAAAAAGUUGGCCACAAUAGAAAUGCCAAACUUCCAAUGUCAAAAAUCUUACAGUAUCCUGAAUUAAAAGUAAAUCCUUUCGGAGAUAGGAUUUGCAAAGUCUUUAGUUCUAGUCAAGACGGAGAUUGUACCUUUGAAGAUUUUUUGGAUAUGAUGUCAGUAUUUAGUGAUGCAGCUCCAAAAGCAGUUAAGGCGGAACAUGCAUUUAGAAUAUUUGAUUUUGAUGGUGAUGAUAUGCUUGGUAUUGGAGAUUUGAGACAAGUAGUAGAUAGACUUACUGCUCCUCAAAGAUUAAAUGAAACAGAUAUGCAACAAGUUCUUCAAUCCAUACUUGAUGAAGCCGAUUUGGAUGAUGAUGGUGCAUUAAGUUUUGCAGAAUUUGAACAUAUUAUAGAAAAAAGCAACGACUUCUCCAAGAGUUUUUGUAUACCUUUGUAAAAUAUGAAAACUAUAAAACAAUGAUUCAAAUGAGACUGAACUAACAUUAAUAUAACUAUUAGUGUAAAGACAUUUUAAUAUGAGACUGGGCCUAAUCAUUUUUACUAGAUGAAAGAUGGUAAACUUGAUAAUUUAGGAUGCACAUGCCAUUGGCUUUUCAGGGCCUAUGAAUAACAGAAACUGUAAGUUGGUUUUCCUUAUUUUAAAGAUACACAAUUUUAUGAAGAGUAUCUAGAUCUGUUAAGUAGACGAAUUUAAUUAGAAUAUGUAACAAAUCUGUUGAGUCUAACAUGUAUUUUUAUUAUUGUAAUGUUAUUAUACCAAAGUGUUUUGUCUAUCUUAUAUAACUUUACAAAUAGAAUAGUGUAAACCUAAUGAAAUCCUUAUUGAAUUUGAUGGUAUAUUAAAUAAAAUUUAUAUUGUAAUUUAAGUUAGCUAUAAGUACUAAAUUUUAAGUGAAGGGACUAAUGAGUAAAUGAGAAGUUACAAAAAUUCCAUGAUCUGACAGGGUUUGUAGUGUCAUUAUAAAUAUGGUGAUGAAUGAAUUUGUUAAAUUAUUACAUAGCAUUUUCACUAUACUAAGGAGAAGAAUCAGAAAGUCAAUUGAACAAUUCUUAUUGUGUAAAAAAUGUACUUUUCUCUAUUGUAAUUAUCAUAAGGUUAUAGUUCUUAAUUAAAAAGGAACAGGGAGGUUUUGUGUAUCUUGCAACAAUAAUAAUUAUUAAUGUCAAACAAAAAUUGUACAACAUUUGUUGAUAUAUAUUUACACAUUUUUUUACUUAAGUUUCUUAAGUAAAACUGUUUCUUAAGUACAGGG